AUGUCCGUCCUCGUCGGCGAGCUCGCAGCGCUGCUCGGCUGCGCCCUCACGGCCACUUACACGCUCUGGUCCGCCCUCGAGCGCAUCGCCCUCGUCGCCACGAACCAGCACCUCCUCCCGCCCGCGUAUUCUCGCCACGCCUCCCUCGGCCUCGCCCUCCUACUGCUGCCCGUCCUCCUCGUCCUCCGCAAGAGGCACCACUACCUCCACGGCACGCGCGUCCACAGCGGCUGCCAGCCCGCCGCCGUCUAUCCUCACCUCGACCCCGUCCUCGGCCUCGACUUCUUGCGCAUCUCCGUCAAGGCCCUCAAGGAGUACCGCCUGCUCGCCCUCUGGGACGACGUCCUCACCGCCCGCAACGGCACCUUCUGGUACAACGCCCUCGGCAGUUGGAUGCUCAUCACCUCGGAGCCGGACAACGUCAAGGCCCUGCUGUCGACGCGCUUCGACGACUGGCCGAUGAAGUCGCUGCGCCAGCGGGUCAGCGUCCUGGCGCUCGGCCCGCACAGCAUCUUCGCCGUCAACGGCGCCGAGUGGCAUCGCGCGCGGGCGCUGAUCCGCCCCAGCUUCGUGCGCAACCAGAUCGCCGACCUCGAGUGUACCGACAGGCACGUCGACAACUUCCUGGCGAGGCUGCCGCGGGACGGAGCCCGGUUUGACGUCGACAGGCUGCUGUAUCACUUUACCAUGGACGUGUCCACCGAUUUCAUGUUCGGAUACUCAACCUCCCUCCUCACCUCCCCCACAAAGGAAGCCCUCGACUUCAUGACGGCCUUCGACUACCUCCUCACGACGUCCACCAACCGCGCCCGCCUCGGCUGGCUCGCCCUCCUGCGCCCGGACCGGCGCUUCGACGAGUACGUCCAGACGACGCAGCGCUUCGUCGACCGCCACGUCGCCCAGGCGCUCGCCCAGGAAAAGGAAAAGGAGAGGCCGUACGUCUUUUUUAACGAAAUCAUCAAGUCGGGCGCCUCGCACCGCCAGGUCAGGGACCAGCUGUUCUCGCUCAUCCUGGGCGGGCGCGACACCAGCGCCAGCACCAUGGCGUCGCUGUUCUGGGUCCUGGCGAGGAGGCCCGACGUGUGGAGCAGGCUGAGGCGGGAGGUUGCCCUGCUGGAGGGCCGCAAGCCGACGUGGGAGGAGCUGAAGAAUCUCAAGUAUCUCAACAUGGUCCUGAAAGAGACCCUCCGCCUGUACGCCCCCGUGGCGAGCAACAUGCGCACCGCCGAACGAGACACCAUCCUCCCCAAGGGCGGCGGCCCCGACGGCCAGAGCCCGCUCUUCGUCCCCAGGGGCACCGACUGCCGCUACUCGACCUACAGCCUGCACCGCCGCAAGGACGUCUGGGGCCCGGACGCCGACGAGUUUCGGCCCGAGCGGUGGGAGACGCAUAGACCGGGGUGGGAGUACAUCCCCUUCAGCGGCGGUCCACGGAUCUGCAUCGGCCAGCAGUUUGCCCUGACGCAGAUGCUCUACCUCGUCGCGAGGGUGCUGCAGACGUUUCGCCAUGUGCGGCCCGGCGACGACGAGCCGCUGAGGCAUCAGGUUGGGUCGACCAUCUCCAUGGUGGGCGGGUGCUGGAUCCAUCUGACUCCCGUAGCAGCGGAGUAA
This is a messenger RNA of Trichoderma citrinoviride, 1611 nucleotides long. Its product is annotated as cytochrome P450. The transcript is spliced from 4 exons. Lineage: Eukaryota; Fungi; Ascomycota; Sordariomycetes; Hypocreales; Hypocreaceae. The record is from RefSeq and is a predicted model, not a curated record. Gene Ontology annotation, molecular function: oxidoreductase activity, acting on paired donors, with incorporation or reduction of molecular oxygen, reduced flavin or flavoprotein as one donor, and incorporation of one atom of oxygen; iron ion binding; heme binding. The coding region runs from base 1 to 1611 and encodes 536 amino acids.